This is a messenger RNA of Schistosoma turkestanicum, 678 nucleotides long. NCBI's taxonomy places the organism in Eukaryota, Metazoa, Platyhelminthes, Trematoda, Strigeidida, Schistosomatidae. The record is from the annotation of a GenBank genome assembly.
AUGAAUCCGUUGACAUUUGGUUUCUUUUGCAUUUGUUUAUGCUUAGUUGGAAUAAAUGCUAAAGCAAUUCAAGCCAAUGCAACUCAAACUAAAGCAACUCACCCCAAUGCAACGCAACCUAAAGCAAUUCAACCCAAUGCAACGCAACCUAAAGCAACUCAAAAUUCAAAAAUUGUGCCAACCGCGGUAUCACACACUCCUGUGAGUAAAGCUGCAACUGCUCCAACAACAACCCAAACAGAACAACCAUCAUUCUUUAGACGUAUGUGGAAUUCAUUGACUUCUGGGUUUCGAUCAUCAGACAGUACCUCAACAAACAACAACGGCAUAGAGGUUAAAAAUCCCUCAUUGAAAGAAAGAAUAGUCAAUAAAUUUAACAGUAUUUUUGGAGUUGAAGAAUACAACCCACCAAAAGACAGUACUUUCGUCGAUAGAUUAUGGCUACUCUUCAAACAUUGUUUCUUGAAUUUGAAAAAUCUGGCGAAAAUAUUCUCUUCUUAAAAGAAUGAAUAUCUUAUGUGUACGAUAAUAUUAAAAUGGAAUAAUGACAAAAAGUUUUUGUUUUAUUCAUCACAAAAAAAGAGGACUAUUUAAAAAAAUAAAUAUGAACAACAACAUAAAAUACAACGUAUGUAUCUGAUUUUUUUUCUAAAAAAAGUACAUUAAUUUACAAAAAAA